AUGUCAAAUAUCCCAUCCUUUUCAGAAGAGUUCAGAUAUACCGAACAUCUUUUAAGAAUGCAGCUCAAUGCACCAUCUCUGAAGAUUUCUGAGCUUUCUGACUUCAAAUUAAAGCCAAUUAUCACUCAAUUCGAAAAUUUCAUUAAAAAUCACAAUCCAGUCAAUGUUGUAGAUGCAUUUAUACCAGUUUCCGAGAUUUCACAAGACGUAUCUAAUGUUAGUAGAUAUGGAAUUCGUGUUUCACCAAAGGAUGGCUUUGCAUUCACUCUCAAUGAUAUUAAAAUUAAUAAAUCAGGGGAGAACGUAUUAUAUCAUGCUCAAAUUGCUUUAGGAGCUGUUUAUAAUUAUCAAGAUAUGAAAGCACCACUUGAUUCAAUUCAAUACAUCUCUACACCACCAACAUCAGAAAAUCUUCCAUCUGGAUACGACUCUCUUCGUAUUGGAAAUAAUAAAUUCGUUGUUUUCCACCAAAAUCAGGUUAAGAACCUCCAUUUAGUUAAAUUUACAUGGGAUCCAAAGUUUGAAAAGGUAAAUCCAUCAAGAAACGUAUGCGAUAUUUGCGGAAAACCAGAUGCAAAAUUAUAUUGCACAAAUGACCAUUUAAAGCUUUGCCAAAAGUGCGAUGCAUCACAACAUAAGUCUCAAGAAACAAAGAACCAUAAGAGAGAACCAUUAGAAACUUCUUUGAGUCAAAAUCAGAAAUGUCCAGAACAUCAAGACCAUCCUGUACAGUAUUACUGCAACAAAUGCAAACUUCCUGUUUGUGUUGAUUGCAAAGUCAAAGGAUCUCACUCUAACAGAGAGUUUCUUAAGCAUAAAUUAACUCCAAUCGAUGAAGCCUUCAAGAACUGUGUAAAAGAGCAUCAGGAUGAAUCAGACUUUAUAACAAAGCGCCGCCAGAUCCUCGAUAACGAAAUUAAGAAUAAAGAUGCUGAAUUACAGCAAAUUGCCAAGAAUCUCAAAGAAACAGAAGACGAAAUCAUGAGAAUGGCCAUGAAGGCAAUACAUGAUGCAAGAAACCAGUCAAAUCAAUCAGCAAAUCUCGUUAAAUCCGCAAAAUUAGAAUUAAUUCGUAAAAAAAACGAAUUAGAAAGGCAAAAGAACCUUGUUAAAGGUGCUAUUGAUGAAGGUGAACCAUUAUAUGUAUUGCAAACUGUUAAAGAUGAUGAGUUAUACACGAAUUUCGUAAAAGAAAACAAAGAUUUGCCACUUAAGAUUGAAGGAAUCGCAAAUCUCGAUGUUUUCGGACAAAUUCAAGUGAAACCACAGGCAGUUCCAGCGAAAUUGAACAAUUCUUCUUUAGUUCAAAACAGAGAAAUAAAUGAAUUUGAUUCCGAUCAAAAUGCUGAAGAAGAUGAAGAAGAAAUCGAAGAUUUACCACAUAUAUCAUCUCUUGCUAAGAUUGCUGAGAGAAAACUCAAGAAAUUCCAGGAAAUGAAUACAAAAUUUGAUUUUGUUCCAUUCCAGGACUCUCAAAUCUUAACAAAUGAUGAAUUAAGGAACAGAUUAUACCUUUGCUUACCAUUCAAAGCCGUUCCAGAGCCUCACAUCUUAUUCUCCUCAUUUAUCCACGGAAUGACAAUGAAAUCUUUACAUGAAAAUGUCGACAACGUUGGAAUAACAUGUGUUCUUAUCAAAUUCGGCAAGAAUAUCUUCGGAGGAUUCGCCGGAACCAAAUGGACACCAGAUGGCAAUCCAAAACGCGAAAAAUCAUCGACAUUCCUGUUCCAAUUGACAAAGGAUGCCUAUAUUCCAUACGGAGGACAGAAAGAAGACACGUUUUACACUGUUUCCACCGAGAAUUAUAUUUCAUUUGGUGGAGAAGACCUCAAAAUCAGUGGAAAGUCACUUGAAGAGUGUUCUUCUGCUAUAGAAAACUCAUUUGGAGUUGGUUUGAAGUACGGAAGCAAAGCAGCAAAGGAAUUUUUGGCUGGAAAACACCAAUUCAAGCCAGAUGCAAUCGAAAUUUGGGGAUUCUUCUUUCCAAACUAA
Molecule: messenger RNA, 1992 nt
Organism: Trichomonas vaginalis G3
Lineage: Eukaryota; Parabasalia; Trichomonadida; Trichomonadidae
Product: zinc ion binding
Exons: 1
Coding region: 1-1992 (663 amino acids)
Molecular function (GO): zinc ion binding
Source: RefSeq, a predicted model, not a curated record